This is a messenger RNA of Ustilago hordei, 486 nucleotides long. RefSeq lists its product as uncharacterized. The record is from RefSeq and is a predicted model, not a curated record. The transcript has a single exon. NCBI's taxonomy places the organism in Eukaryota, Fungi, Basidiomycota, Ustilaginomycetes, Ustilaginales, Ustilaginaceae. Bases 1 to 486 code for a protein of 161 amino acids.
AUGCAGAUGCCUCGCAUCCUCAAAGUACGACGACAGGUCAACCCAGCCGCCUUUUCCGGUCUCACAGACCAGAUCUCCGGCUUAGGUCAAUCUGCCGGUAACAAAGCCAAGAUCGCCACUUCUGGCCUCUCCAAAACCCAGACCACUCUUGUUGUCAUCUUCGUUACUGUUGCAUUCCUUCUUGCCGUGGCGGCCAUCUUCUGGCUCUGCUCCUGUUCACGACGUCGCAAGCGCGCCCGAGAGAUGCGCCACAAGUCAGAUCAGAUGCAGUCUCUGCCCUCUUCCAACAGCCUCAGCUCUACCGCUAAGGCUGAUCGCUCGUCGAACCGGAUGAGCGGAUUAAACGAUGGGUGGGCAGAGAGCAGGCUUGCUCUCAACUCGAGCUUUGUUUCUUCCACCAACGAUAGCUAUGCGUGGAACCAGAGUCAGGCGCAGUUGCCCAACCCUUCGAUGCCACGAGCGCCUCAGCAGCCUUUCAGGUACUAA